AAACACGGAUAAAGAGUGAAGACGAAGUUGCGUUCAAUGCGCAAAGAUGCUCAUCAUCUCGUCUCGCCGCGCGCUGCUGUCCGUCUACUACCCGCAGAUCUUCCUCAUCCUCACCAGCGGAAGCUACCUGACAUUGUCCUCGGUAGUGGCUCUGGGCGCCAACAUCAUCUGCAACAAGAUACCAGGACUGGCGCCCCGUCAGCGAGCCCUCUGUCAGAGCCGCCCGGACGCCAUCAUUGUCAUCGGCGAAGGCGCCCAGCUGGGCAUUAACGAGUGCCAGUACCAGUUCCGCUACGGCCGCUGGAACUGCUCGGCCCUGGGCGAGAGGACGGUGUUCGGACAAGAGCUGAGAGUAGGUAGCAGAGAGGCAGCCUUCACGUACGCCAUCACGGCGGCCGGCGUGGCCCACGCGGUGACCACGGCCUGCAGCCAGGGCAACCUGAGCCAGUGCGGCUGCGACCGCGACAAGCAAGGCUACCACGACCGCGAGCAGGGCUGGAAGUGGGGGGGCUGCUCGGCCGACGUCAAGUACGGCGUGGAGUUCUCGCGCCGCUUUGUGGAUGCCCGGGAGAUUAAGAAAAACGCACGGCGUUUGAUGAACCUGCACAACAACGAGGCGGGCAGGAAGGUCCUGGAAGAAAGGAUGAAGCUGGAGUGCAAGUGUCACGGCGUGUCUGGUUCCUGCACCACUAAGACCUGCUGGAUCACCCUCCCAAAGUUCAGAGAGAUCGGUUACCUGCUAAAGGAGCGUUACGGCGCCGCCAUUCAAGUGGAGCCGGUUCAUGCGUCCCGCCUCCGCCAACCUUCCUUCCUACGCCUCAAAGAGGGUCGGGGAUACCAGAAGCCCGCCGACACCGACCUGGUGUACCUGGAGCGCUCGCCCAACUACUGCGAGGAGGACAGGGCCACGGGGAGCACGGGGACGCGGGGCAGACUGUGCAACGGCACCUCGGCGUACACCGACGGCUGCAACGUGAUGUGCUGCGGCCGGGGGUACGACACGCUCCACUACACGAGGGUCUGGCAGUGCAACUGCAAGUUCCACUGGUGCUGCUUCGUCAAGUGCAACAUCUGCAGUGAGAAAUCGGAGGUUUUUACCUGCAACUAGAGAGAGGGAUGAAAAGGAAGUAUUUAUUCGACAUUUUUGCACAUUUUGACAUCCUAUUUGAAAUUCUUUAUGAAGGACGGUGAGGGAAGGCUUUGGGCUGGAGUUGCUGGUCUUAAGCAUCCUGCAAGAGAAAGGAUUUGUUUUGAAAAGCCAAAUAAAAAAAUGUCACAGACAGAAGGCGAACAAUUCUGCUACACAGGAUUGCGAUCAUGCAAGUGGUCAAAAGCUGGAAUAUGACUCACACUGUAUUCUGUUUGAACACUGAAAUGAAAAGUCAAUAUUUAUGUUAGAUUUAUAGCAAGGGGAAAUGACAACUCACCGUUUUUCUUCUCGGCUGUUGCAGAAUCUGUCAUUUGCAGACAUUAUCGGUAAGCUUUCAUACAUGAAGUCAGGGGUGUCCAAUGUGCGGCCCGAUGGCAGUUUUUGACCCCGGAACUGUUUCUUUACUGGUCCUCUGAAUAUUCAAAUAUAAAAUGAAUUCAUGAAUGAGAUAUACUAUAUCAUAAUAUAUUAACUUUGUGUCACAUGACACUAAUGUCCAAACAUUUUCCACUAAGGGCGACAAAAUGAAAAAUGAAAGCAUGAGGGGGCAUUUUGAUAGCUUUAAUUUUCAACACCAACAUAUAUACACAUAUUAGAUUAGAUUAGAUAGAUAGAUUAGAUAGUACUUUAUUUAUUCCGUCAGGAGAGUUCCUUCAGGAAAAUUACAAUUUUCAGCACAAUCCCAUUCAAGAUCAGACAAACAUUACAGGGAGACAGAACAGGAUCGCUGACGGGUCUGCCGGCUUCCAGCGCCCCUUACAAAAAAGAUGACAUACAGGUAAACAGGGAGAAAAGAAUAGAAGAUUAAAAUUAAAAAAUUAAAAAAUCGGUCUUAGCCUGGGCCCUGGAGUGGGGGUGCAGACUGAGGCAAGGGGAAAAAAAAAAUAUAUAUAUAUAUAUAUAUAUAUAUAUUUGUUUUUGUCUUCUCCUUUUAGGGUUCUCCUCAGGUUUUGCACCGGGGACCCAGACUGGUCACAGUCAUAAAAAUGUUAAAAACAAGUCAUUUUAUAUUUUUAUUAUUAUUACUCAACGCUUAAAUCUCCAGAUCAAUUUCAGGUCUAUAUGUCAAUAUAAAGUAAAAACAUUUUUUAUGUUAUAUGCCUUUUUGUCAAAGAAAAUCCUCUUUUUAUGGAAAAAACACAAAUAGGCGAUAUUUUCCCCCGAAAUGUUUUUUAAAGUGCAAUAUUUACGUAGGUCAAUAAUUCAUAACACUAUUGAUUUAUUUAUUUUGAAGCAAUUACAGUUUUUAAAAAAAAAUCCCACUAAAAUUGUGCAUCCAAAAGGGCCCCAUUCAUAAAAGUGAAGUGAAUUAUAUUUAUAUAGCGCUUUUUCUCUAGUGACUCAAAGCGCUUUACAUAGUGAAACCCAAUAUCUAAGUUACAUUCAAACCAGUGUGGGUGGCACUGGAAGCAGGUGGGUAAAGUGUCUUGCCCAAGGACACAACGGCAGUGACUAGGAUGGCGGAAGCGGGAAUCAAACCUGCAACCCUCAAGUUGCUGGCACGGCCACUCUACCAACCGAGCUGAACCGCUUUUAAAGUGUUUAAAAUAAGUCGUGCAUUUUUUACUUUUAAAACGUAAGUCUCUAGAUCAACUUCAGAUCGCUCUGUCGAUUUUAUCCUUUUUAUUCAUGUGUUUGUUUUAUGCCCUUUUUGUAAAAAAAACAAUAAAAACUGUUUUUUCAUAUGGCAAAAACACAAAAAAUGCUAAAUAUUCCCCCAAAAAUAUGUAAAAGUGGAAUAUUUUACAUGAAGUAAUUAGAGCCUUGAAUAAGUAAAUAAUUCUCAACAACAUUGAUUUUCAUUCGUAAUCAUUUUUUGAGCAAUGACCGCUUUAACGGGGAAAAAACAGCCUGCAUGGCAGCUUUGUGUUAUUAGGUCAAACAUUAAAACUUUUUCUCGUUGCAUUUUCAAUAGACCUCAGAAUAAGGGAUUCAAAAAGUUCAUUUUUCCACACGGACAUAUUAAGUAGCGUACCGCACGUUGUGUAAACAAUGCACACCAAGGCAUGCUAGCAGCGACUGGGCUAUGAUAGACUGACCAGACCUCCUCUUUUCACUGGAUAUGUCCUCUUUUGCGGGGCUGUCUGGGUGGAGUUUCUUAAAUCCCUCAAAUGUCCGGCAUUUUAGGUUCGGGUUGCGUGUAUUUUCAAUGUACGUUCGGGAUUAAGAAGGGGUUAAAAACAAAACAAAUUGUGCACGCAGCAACAUUGGUGAGGGAGGGGCAGAGACAGAGAGAGUUAUGAUGAACGCGCAUGCGUUGCCAAGGCUCUGCUUUUUAUCCAUAGAUUUAUUAGAUUUUAUUUUUUAUUAUCUAUAGCAGGGGUGUCAAAAGUGUGUCCCGGAAGCCAUUUGCGGCCCACAGCUAAUGUUUUAAAAGCCCACGUCACAUUCUAAAAAUACUAUUAAAAUAAACAAAAAAAUAACAAAAAUGAAAUAAAAAAGCUUAAAAGUUAAAUGUAAUUUAAAAAAAGUUGCAAUGUUCACUAAUAAAACAAAGCAGUUUUUUUUUCUUUCAAACUGUCAUUGCUCAAAACAUAAUAUUGAAUCAAAAUCAAUGUUUCUAUGAAUUAUUGACCUAUCCAAGGUUCCCAAUACUUCACAUUAAAUAUUCCACUAAGAAAAAUAUUUUUGGUGGAAGAUUUUGCAAAUUUGGUAAAUAAAUAACCAACAAAUUUAUAUUUUGUUGUUUUCUUACUGUACCGAAAAUGAACCGAACAGUGACCUCUAAAUCGAGGUACAUACCGAAUCGAAUUUUUGGUGUACCGUUA
This is a messenger RNA of Nerophis ophidion (straightnose pipefish), 3918 nucleotides long. RefSeq names its product protein Wnt-7b-like. Gene Ontology annotation, biological process: multicellular organism development; positive regulation of JNK cascade; cell fate commitment. Gene Ontology annotation, cellular component: extracellular region. The record is from RefSeq and is a predicted model, not a curated record. Gene Ontology annotation, molecular function: frizzled binding; cytokine activity. The coding region runs from base 47 to 1108 and encodes 353 amino acids. NCBI's taxonomy places the organism in Eukaryota, Metazoa, Chordata, Actinopteri, Syngnathiformes, Syngnathidae. The transcript is spliced from 4 exons.